AUGAACUCAUUUUGCGGCUUCUUCAGCGCCAUGUCGCAAACACACUUUGCCAUAGGUGUUGGAGCUGUGGCUGUUGUGUACACGUCAGUCUACGUGCUUGUGUCCUCACGCCGGAAGGUAGUUGACGAGAACGGCAAGCGGCACGGCAUUCCUCUGCAACAGCCUGGAUUCGCGGCCUGCUCGUUAUUGAAAAGGCUCAUUUUAUUCGGCGUUGCCGUUAAGAGGUUCGUCUACAAAAGGCCCAAUCGCGGCAUAUCGCGUGGCGUUGAAGCUCAGAGUGAAGCGUCUAAGAUAACUGAUUGCGUCGAUAGUAGGACCAAGACGAUCUACUUCAUACGACAUGGGCAGUCAAUAUGGAAUCUGACAUUUAACCACCCAUAUAACGUCAUCGGGCUUUUAUUUCGAACGCUCAGUCUGAUCGCCGCCGAAAUCGGUUUCGCUUUCACAAACGAUACCUUCUUCUUCGACUCACCUCUCUCCAUGAACGGCAUUAAGCAAUCGCUUGAGCUAUGCAAGGAGCUCUCCGAUCCCGAAAAUCAUAGAUGCGCUGAAAUACAGGCGCUCACGCGUUCCUCUGGGCAGCGCAGCGCGCUUUUUACGUCCAAUCUGCGCCGGGCUCAAUCGACCAUCCUGCUGGCGCUUCAGGACCGCCUAACUCACACUGGUGAACACGUAUACGUCUGCAACGAGCUAGAGGAGCUGGUCCCUCACCCGGAUUGCGUCUCGCUCUCCACCACCCUACAGUCCGCUGCCAUUCCGUUCCUCGAGGUCAUGAUGAUCCCAGACAAAGCGAAGACGUACUCAAGACACCUUCAGCACACAGAAGGCCCCGCAGUGUCCCACCUUCCGGCCUACGAUAAGAUGAUGAUGUUCAACGAACGUGUCUUCAAGCAACCCGAGGACUCUAUCGUCGUGUGCGGCCACAGCCGUUGGCUGCUUAACUACCUACAGAUUUUCUUGCCGCAGAGCGCAACUGACGUAGAAUACCGCAAUACGAAGAUCGGUAACACCGACACGCUGCGGUUCGAGCUGGUGCGCCGCGAGUUCAAGAGCGGUGAAAUCCAUUACGUUAUCGACCCCCACAGCGUCAAGCUAGUGUACAAAAGCGCAACUUAA
Babesia ovata is the source of this 1116-nucleotide messenger RNA. RefSeq lists its product as uncharacterized. Gene Ontology annotation, molecular function: phosphatase activity. The record is from RefSeq and is a predicted model, not a curated record. Lineage: Eukaryota; Apicomplexa; Aconoidasida; Piroplasmida; Babesiidae. The transcript has 4 exons. Bases 1 to 1116 code for a protein of 371 amino acids. Gene Ontology annotation, cellular component: cytoplasm; cytosol.